This is a messenger RNA of Trichomycterus rosablanca, 802 nucleotides long. RefSeq names its product NCBP2 antisense 2 (head to head) (gene ncbp2as2). The record is from RefSeq and is a predicted model, not a curated record. Lineage: Eukaryota; Metazoa; Chordata; Actinopteri; Siluriformes; Trichomycteridae. The coding region runs from base 86 to 388 and encodes 100 amino acids. The transcript has 2 exons.
UUCAACGGACUCGGUAUAUGAUACCACACCGGCUAAUCGAGCUCAGAAUAUUCGAUCAGGACCUUGAACACAGAACAGGUGAACGAUGGUGCUUCAGAAGCUUUUAUACACUCUGAUAAACAAUGCUCAGCUGGUGGAGAAACUGGCCGAGUCCAGGCCCAUCAGACGUGCCGCUCAAAUCACCGCCUCCGUCAUCACCCGGGCGCAGAUCGCCGGACAGGACGCAUCCACCAAACUCCUAAAAUCAGACACGGUACGACAGAUCCGUGAGGAAACGGCAAAGGUACCGGGCAGCGCCAGAGACGCGGGUCAGAGAGCUGCACGGGUCCGGGACACUUUCAUCAGGGAGAUCAAAGAGCAUUCCCGACACAUCAAAGACAAAAAGUGAUACACACGCAGAUCAAAUAAGAGACGUUUAAUCUACACAGUUACCUCCAGUUCAUGGAUCUGUUCUGAUCACUGAGAAAUGAAUCUGAAUGGCUUAGAAUUAAUAAUUAGAUGUGAAAGUUUGUGCCUGGAUGAUUCCACUUUUCCCCAGUACAGUUUAAUACCCAUCAAAUCAAAUAAAAAUAAUUGGCAGGUUCAGUGUAUUGUAGUGAGGUUUGCUCCCGGUGUAUUGUUCACCAGAAAGUAUAGGGCAUUAGUCCUGGACACUAGGGUCUUUGAAAGAGUAUGCUUAUCAUAUGCUUGAGCGUCUAUGUUUUUAAUGAAAAUGGAAGUGGCAACCAAAGGAGUUACUUCUAAAUACAGUUCAAGUAAACAAUGGAUCUAUAAUGUAAAUAAAUAAAUCGAUAUAAUGAAA